AAUGUGAGAAUGGAAGUGAAAGUAUUUUGGAGGCGCUGGUUUGUUUCUUGGGGUGAACUGUGACUCUCAGGGUGUAGAGAGGGCCUGUGCGUUCUAGUCUGCCGAGCCGGGAAAGGUAAUCGACGUUGAACGUCUCUCUGCGGGAGAGCCAGACGGUGUCGGCAGCCGACCCGAAGAGGAAGCCCAGGAUAAUCAGGCAGUGUGGCCGCGGCCGGAUCUUUGGGCCGCUACCUGAUGUACUAUGCUUUCUUGUGAUAUUUGUGGUGAAACAGUAACCUCAGAACCAGACAUGAAGGCUCACCUGCUAAUUGUUCACAUGGAAAAUGAAGUUAUAUGUCCAUUUUGCAAGUUGUCAGGUGUGAAUUAUGAUGAAAUGUGUUUUCAUAUUGAAACUGCUCAUUUUGAGCAAAAUGAACUAGAAAGAAGCUUUGCGAGGAUCAAUACAAUACAGAUUAGAACUUCAGAUAACAGGAAGGACAACACCUUACAGUGUAGAAUGGAAGUUAAUUCUAGUGUCCAUUCAGCUUGUGCAUCUAAUCAUCCAAAAAUUUCAGCACAAAGCCUGCCUAAUGAUGGUACUUUAAAACAUAAAACCUUUUAUUCGGAGAACUUAACUGAAUCCAGAAAAUUCCUUAAAAGUAAGGAAAAAGAGUGUGAUCCAUCUAAAAUAAAAGGAUCAAUUUAUGAAACAACGUAUAGUUCUCCCGAAUGUCCGUUCUGCGGAAGAAUAGAAGAUUGUAGUCAAGAUAUGGAAAAUCAUGUGAAAACAAAGCAUGCUGAUCUUUUAGACACUCCAUCAGAAGUAUUAGGCAUAGACAGAGUCCAGUGUUCUAGAGAUCUAGAGUUGGCUCACCAGCUUCAACAAGAAGAAGACAGAAAGAAGAGAUCUGAGGAAUCACGACAAGAAAUGGAAGAAUUUCAGAAACUGCAGAGACAAUAUGGCUUAGAUAAUUCUGGAGGAUACAAACAACAGCAACUACGAAAUAUGGAAAUAGAAGUCAAUAGGGGAAGAAUGCAUCCAUCUGAAUUUCACAGAAGAAAAGCUGAUAUGAUGGAAUCGCUAGCUAUUGGUAUUGAUGAUGGAAAAACAAAAACUUCUGGAAUUAUUGAAGCACUUUAUAGAUAUUAUCAGAAUGCUGCUACAGAUGUGAGGCGUGUUUGGCUUUCCACAGGGGUGGAUCACUUUCAUUCAUCUUUUGGUGACAAAGGUUGGGGUUGUGGUUAUAGAAAUUUCCAGAUGCUACUUUCAUCGUUACUACAAAAUGAUGCCUAUGAUGAUUGCCUGAAAGGUAUGUCAAUUCCUUGCAUUCCAAAAAUUCAGUCUAUGAUUGAAGAUGCAUGGAAGGAAGGUUUUGAUCCUCAGGGUGCCUCUCAACUUAAUAACAGGUUACAGGGAACGAAGGCCUGGAUCGGAGCAUGUGAAGUAUACACACUCCUGACCUCCCUAAGGGUAAAGUGCCACAUAGUUGAUUUUCAUAAGUCAACUGGUCCUUUGGGUACACAUCCUCGUUUAUUUGAAUGGAUAUUGAACUAUUAUUCUUCAGACCGAGAAGGGAGUCCAAAAGUAAUGUGUACAUCUAAACCUCCAAUCUAUCUUCAGCAUCAAGGUCAUAGUCGCACAGUUGUUGGAAUUGAAGAGAGAAAAAACCGAACAUUAUGUUUACUAAUAUUUGAUCCUGGAUGUCCUUCUCGAGAAAUGCAGAAACUGUUAAAGCAAGACAUGGAGGCUAGCAAUCUCAAGCAACUUCGGAAAUUUGUGGGAAAUUUAAAACAUAAGCAAUACCAGAUAGUGGCAGUAGAGGGUGUCCUUUCUUCAGAGGAGAAAGUUGCCAGGAGACAAGCUUCUCAAGUCUUCACAGCUGAGAAGAUUCCUUGAAGAAUUAAGCAUUUCAAUGAUCAUGGAAUUUUACUUUAUUUUCCAAAUUCAGAUAUUGAAGUCCCUAAUACAGCUAUGAACCUAAAUUCUUUAAAUACUCAAUUUAUAAUUUAAUGUCUAAAACAUCUAAAUCAUACCUCAAGUACCUCACUGUUUAGUAACUAUUUCAAUAAACUAUUUUGUUUGCAUUA
Lontra canadensis (Northern American river otter) is the source of this 2067-nucleotide messenger RNA. RefSeq names its product zinc finger containing ubiquitin peptidase 1 (gene ZUP1). NCBI's taxonomy places the organism in Eukaryota, Metazoa, Chordata, Mammalia, Carnivora, Mustelidae. The transcript is spliced from 9 exons. The record is from RefSeq and is a predicted model, not a curated record. The coding region runs from base 242 to 1876 and encodes 544 amino acids.